GCCAAAAGAAUUGGGCGCGGCACCGGAAAGGCGAGGCCUUUGCUCUUGCGCACCGUAGAAAUUGUUACCGGCACCACCACCACGGCCACCCGAGCAGCCACCGAGCACCCAGCAAGAACCUCUCUGCCUCUCUCUCUAGGCUUUGACGUCCUCACUGCCACUUGAAAUAUCGGUGGGCACGACCACUCCAGUGUUCCACUGCUCCGGGCUGUGAUUUGGUGCGACUUGGUGGUGGCGGUGUGCGUUUGGCUUCUGCUUUCUUGCUUGCUUCCUUGGAGGAUUCGGACCCGUUGGAAUUCAGGAGCUUGCUGGCCAUGGUCGAAGGGUUCGGGGAUGGAUUGAGGCGUGGGGGAAGAGGAGGGUAGCUUCCUCUUCUUCAGUGAUCGGGUCUGGGUUCGUGGAUCGUGAGAGCAAUCAUGGCGGCGGGUGGGUACUGUCACAGGGUGUGCUGAUCUUUGCAAUCGGAUCAGAAAGACUACUUUAUUCUCUGAUGUCAUCAUAAGUGAAGCCCUCUCUGAUGAAAAGCUGUUAUCUUGGUUGUUUUCUUGGAGUACUGGUUAACGGAUGGUAGCAUAAUCUGGCAGCUAGCAUUUCUCUAUUGGAAUUACCACCCUUCAUAAGAAAUAGGGCAAAUCUCCUUUGGCAAACAUAGUUCAGAGUUCAUCUCUUUGUCAGUUUAUCCUGAGCUUGUUCCUAUGAUUGAAUGAGAUAUCAGCAGCAAGAUACUUCUAAAUGACCUCCCUUAGAAAAUCCUCAUUUAGUUUGGUGGAAGUUUCAGAAGGUUCCAUUCCUGGUCAGGUUUCCUCUGUCAUGUGUAUCAGCUGAUUUGCUGGGCAAAUCUCCUUUGGCAUUGGCUGCUCCAGAUCUCUCUGUGGGCAAAUCUCCUUUGGCACUAGUUCUAGUUUUAGCUUUAGUUUCGGACUGCUCUUUGGGCAAAUCUCCUUUGGCACAAAAUACUACCUUCUCUUAUUUACCUCCAGCUGUGAGUAGCAGCAGCUCUAUCAGGGUAAUUCUCCUUUGGCAUUAUCAGUCAAGUGUGCUGGCUGCGUGCACAUAAAUUCUACCAGCAUAUAAAGAAGUACUUCUGGAAGGUGGAAGGAAUACUUGGUCAACUGUGUUGGUAUAUUGCCAUUCCAAACAUCAACUUGCUUAUUGUUGUUUGUUCUUGAGAUUACCACAUUAUCCAUACAGUACACACCUUAUUCUAAUAAGGACUUGGAAUCAUGGAUUUGUUUGCAAUUGACUCGGAUAGUGAGACAUAUAGUGGGACCAGUGACAGCGAAGACCAAGAAGAAUGUGAAUUUACGUACAGCGACCAUGCCCAAAGUAUCUUGUCCAGCCUGGACGAGAGCAUUGGCAAGAUCGAUAAUUUUCUGACUUUUGAAAGGGGGUUUCUGCAUGGGGAUAUAGUUUGCCCUGUUUCCGACCCCUCAGGUCAGCUGGGACGUGUUGUUGGUGUUGCAAUGUUUGUUGACUUGGAGACAAGCUCUGGUGACAUAAUUAAAGAUGUAAACAGCAAGAAGCUAUCAAGAGUGAGAUCCUUCAUUUCUGGAGACUGCGUUGUAAUGGGACCAUGGAUUGGACGGGUUAUCAGAGCAUUUGACCUUGUUACUGUUUUGUUCAGUGACGGGGCGAAGUGUGAAAUGCUGUUAAGGGAUUCUGAGGCACUGAAGCCCAUUCCGCCUAUUCUUUUUGAAGAUGCACCUUAUUUUUACUAUCCCGGCCAACGUGUGAGGAUUGUUGAACCCUCGGUUUACCAGUCAGCAACAUGGUUGUGUGGUUCAUGGAGGCCAGGUAGAGAUGACGGUGUUGUCUCUCAUGUUGAUGUUGGGAUGGUGCAUGUGAACUGGAUCACAUCUGUGACCAAUGUUUGGGGAGAUAAAUCAUCAAGUCCUCCAAACAUUCAGGAUCCAAAGAAACUCACUUUGCUGUCAUGCUUUCCUUAUGCUAAUUGGCAACUGGGUGAUUGGUGUGCUGUUACGGACGACCAUGGAUGUCUGUGGUUGGAUUCUGGGAAGUCUUGCAUUGUUAGUGAGGCCUGGAAGUGCGACUCUCCUGGGCACAUGCAUUUGGAAAAUUGUAGUUCAGGUUAUUCUCAAACAUAUGUUGUCUCCAAGACAAAGAGUACUGUUGAUAUUCUAUGGCAAAAUGGAAGCAUAUCUCUUGGUCUGGAACCCCAGACACUGGUUCCUGUGAGUACCCUUGGUGAUUAUGAUUUUUGGCCAGGGCAAUUUGUCCUAGAGAAACUGGCUGUUGAGGAUUCUGCAAGAUGUCAACGAACUGGGAUAGUGAGAGAUGUGGAUGCACUCGAGCGAACAGUAAAUGUAUUAUGGAUUAGUCCUGCAGGCAGUGACACUGUCAGCUAUGGAAGAAGUGGCCCUACAGUGGAGACUGUGAGUGCUUACGAGCUGGUAGAGCACCCAGAUUUCUCCUUCUGCACUGGUGAGGUUGUUAUCAGGUCAGCUGUGAACAUAGAAAAGUCUGAAGCAGAUCUCACAAAUGGGUCAUUAGCAAGCAGGGAAUUGGUUACCCACUCUGACUUCUUAUCAUGCAUCGGAAAUGUUCUUGGCUACAAGGAUGAUGGAAUUGAAGUCCAGUGGGCUAAUGGUGUGAUAUCGAAGAUCUCUCUCGUCCAAUGUCAGGUGCAGCAUUUUGAAAUAAUUGGAUUGGAUAAACUUCUUGAUAGUUCACUAGAAUCGAUGCAUGAGGAAAAUACAGCUGGUGAUUCAAUAGACAUGGCUGAGCAGGAGGAAAUGCAUCAUGAGAACGCAAACGUCUGUUUCUCUAUCUAUCCUAUUGCUCUGGAAUCUACUGACUGCACUGGUUCCUUGUGCAAAGCCACUGCCUUUCUCUUUCCCAAGACAGCUUUUGAUUUCCUGACAAAUGUGGCUGCUAGUUUGUUUGGUACUAAUGGUUCUCCAUCGCCAAGCUCAGUUGUAAUAGAUCCUCGAUAUCAAAUUAUUAAGAUGGCAGAAAUGCAGACAUCUGCAGAUGAAUUGCCAGAGGAAAAACAGGUAGUGGAGUUGGUGGCAAAGAUUGAGAAACCAAAUCUCACUUCAGAAGACAACAUAUCAAAAAGAUUUGAUGUAGUGACUGACUGUUCGGAUCAUCACUUUGUGAAGGAAAGUGGCCAUGAAAGUGUUACAAGAAGUUGGGUGAAGAAGGUGCAACAAGAAUGGACGAUCCUGCAAAAUGAUUUACCAGAUGGUAUUCAUGUAAGAGUUUUUGAGGAAAGAAUGGAUCUUCUGAGGGCUUGCAUUGUUGGGGCAGCUGGAACACCUUAUCAUGAUAAUCUUUUUUUCUUUGAUAUUUUCUUUCCUCCUGACUAUCCCCAUGAACCACCUUCUGUUCACUACCACUCUGGUGGUCUCCGCCUGAACCCAAAUUUGUAUGAGUCGGGAAAAGUAUGUCUCAGCCUUCUCAAGACAUGGACAGGAACUGGUAACGAAGUGUGGAAUCCAGAGAACUCAACUAUUCUUCAACUGCUGUUGUCCCUUCAGGCCCUUGUUCUCAAUGAAAAACCUUAUUUCAACGAGGCGGGCUAUGACAAAUUUUUGGGGAAGGCUGAUGGAGAGAAGAACUCUAUCACUUACAAUGAGAAUGCUUUCCUGCUGUCAUGCAAGUCCAUGAUGUAUGUUUUACACAAACCACCAAAGCAUUUUGAGAAGUUGGUCAAGGAGCAUUUCGCUUGCCACGCCCAAUGCAUUCUGGAUGCCUGUGAGGCUUAUCUUGGCGGUGAUCUCGUGGGACACGCGCACGACAAAGCAUACAUUUCAGAGGACGGCAGCAAGAACUGUUCAACCGGUUUCAAGAUAAUGCUUGGAAAGCUUCUGCCGAAGCUUGCCGCUGCCUUCUCUGAAGCUGGGAUCAUCAGCGGCCAGUAAACCAGAGCAAGCUUGCUCCCUAAUCAUUAAUGAAACUGGGACCCUUUAUCAGUGCUUAUUGUGUAUAUUUUGAUGCUUGUGUAUUCCAAAUAAAAUGCUACCUGGUUCAUGCUUUAGUUAUGCUUGUCUUGUAAAUGCGGAACAGUAUAUACGCAUGAUUGCUGAACUGAAAUGGUGCUAAGCUAAAGGCAGCUCAAGUGUGGAGUGCCUGGAUUUGGGUUGUAUUCUACGUUAAGUGUGAAAGGUAUGUAAAUGUGUGUUCUUGAAAGGUUUGCCUAAAUUAUUGACAGUGCAGUUGUGUACAUAUUUGCUAGUACUA
Panicum hallii is the source of this 4203-nucleotide messenger RNA. RefSeq names its product probable ubiquitin-conjugating enzyme E2 24. Lineage: Eukaryota; Viridiplantae; Streptophyta; Magnoliopsida; Poales; Poaceae. The coding region runs from base 1224 to 3884 and encodes 886 amino acids. The record is from RefSeq and is a predicted model, not a curated record. The transcript is spliced from 11 exons.